ACUCUGGUUUCGGCUUACCUGGUUCGCUUCCUGUACCUUGACGCUCAGGUACACGGAUUUCCCCCAAACUUUUCUUAAACUUUCAGUUUGGAGUGUUUUGGACCCAAUUCCUUGUCACAAAUGGAUUACAACAUACAUGUCGACUUGUAGGACACAGGGAAAGCCGUGAUUUUGGGGGGAGUCGGCUUGUGGACGCAGCGUACUCUGGCUAUAGCUAGUUAGUCAUGUCUGCUGGCACCAGUGACAGUGUGAGGCGCAGCGAGAGGCUGGAGAGCACCAGGCAAGUGUCUUUUACCGAGGAGCGGUGUGUGGACCCGGUGGAGGAUAGGCAACCAACCCCACAGCCAAAGCCAGUCCACAAAGGCCGCUUUAAAGAUGCUAAUGGGAACGAGUCUGAGACCGUCGACUUCAUUCCCGGUGUAGCCGAGCCUUCAUCUGCAGCAUCGAGCUGCAAUCCCUGCUCUUCUCCAAAGAGCUGUAAAACCUUCGUGUGCACUGUAAUCACCUUUGGACUGUAUAAGGUGUGCCAGCGGUGCAUCCGCGCUCCGCAUCUGGCGCCGAAUGAGAGCUCCCCAGAUGAGCCAGAAAAGAUCAGCCUCCGAGGCGUUAACCCGGACAACAACAAAGAAGAGGCUGACACUGAAUGGUCAGACUUUCGCAUUAACGGAGUCAAAGUAGUCGGUCCGAAAGAUGAUUUGGAUUACGAGGUCAAAUCUUCAGCGCCACUGCCUGCUCAAACCCCAUCAGAGUUUGCCUCCCUGCAUGAUUCUGUGCCAUUUCACGACUGGGAGGACGGCGACGAGAACGUGGACUCCCUGAUCACCAAGAAGCUCCUGGAGCUGUACUCUGAGUAUCAAAUCGAAGAGCUGGCCAGGUGCACCUCAGACUCAGUGUUUCUGAGGAAGAGCAAAGCCAUCACCCAACUCAUCAACUCCCUGGCAGAGGAGCACAAAAUGGAUGAGCAGGAAGCGGAGUGCCGGUUGGUGCGGGGCAUCAUCCGCAUCAGCACUCGGAAGACCACGAAGAAGCGGCCGCCCAUUCCCAGGAUGGAGAGGACGAUGUCGGACAGUGGGCACGAGACCAUGAUUGGGAGUGGCUCCUUCCCCUCAAGCAACAACAACGACUACAAGUCAAAUCCCAACAUCCAAAUAUCCGACUUGACUUCCACUGACAAGUUUGCCAGAAACAUGUGGAGGAAGAAUGGAGAUCCCACUUCAAGUUCUCCAUCUACCUACUCGCCCUCUCACUCAGAGAUGGAGUCUUCAGGUGUGCCACUGCUACACGCUUCGGUGAGGACAUGAAGCAGCGGGACGGAACAACCCGGUUGCCUCCUUCAGGUCAGGCACUGGGUGCUGGAAGGACGACUUUACUUGCACUGGAGUGUCUGGCUUUCCAGGAAGGAGGAAAAUGUGAAGGGUGGAGUUGUGUGACGGCUACAGUGAACUCAGGGUUCUGCCUGCAGAUAUUUAUGAAUGUAAAUAUUGCGUCUGUGCAUUUGAAGGAUCAGCUGAUUGGGACUUUGUCUGUAAAACAGCUGUUAAUUUUCUUAUGACAAUUAACCGUCCGCUUGUUAGUGAAGAGCUGGAGGCUCUACAGUUUGAUUUUGUCCUGUACCAGUGCCCUUGUUACACAGUACGCAGUUUUUUCUUUGCUUUUUGUUUGUUUGUUUUGUUAGUACACAUUUCACCAUGCCUUUGCCUCCAUAGAGUUGAUUUUAAUUCAUUUUAAUUUUUGCGUUCUUUGUCUAUAAAUGACAUUCUUAGUUUUCUUGAUUUAAUUUGUGUUGGAGGCAUUUUAAUGGUCAAAAUGUCAUUAUUCUUAAGAGAUGAAGAAUUUGUUGAAGAUCUUUUCAAAUAUUUAAAAGUGAUAUCAGUAUAAGUAAGAAUCAAAAUUACAUAAUCUUCGGAUUAAUUAAAAAUUUUUAAUCAUGGCCAACCAUUAAUUUAUUCUCAUUUUUUUAUGGUAUUCUGUACAAAAAAUGUAAAUCCUUUUGUCAAUUACUAACAGUGCAAUAGAAACACUUUAUUAGACACACUCCUCUUUAGUGUGUUAAUCACAAGUCAGCAGCUCAUUCUGUGGUUAGAGUUGUGUUCAACAGUUGACAGACCAAUAUGCUACCCUGUCUGCCAUUUUUCAGAGUAAUAUGCUAAGCUAACAUGCUGGAACUCUAUUUGUUUGUCUAGAAACUUGAAUGCCUGUCUUUUGUAAGUAAUAUAUAAUGAUUAAAACAUGCAUAAAACUCUACUUAAUGUUCAGAGAGAUUGAAGUAUGCAAUAUAUUAUAAUAUGAAGCUGAUAUUUAACAGGUAGCUCUUGAUUGUUAAGGGGAAUCUCUAAAAUUCUCACUUUCUGCCUUUUGCAAAGCUCCUGUCCUUUAAACAGCAGAUGUUUUCUGAUGUUCCUCUGUUGAGUAGGUGAAUAAUUUAAAAAAAAAUCUUACUUCUUGUCAAUAUUAUCAAUAUUAAAAGUGUAGAAGUGUAACGGCCCAGUCUAUCUUCUGUUUUCAGUUCUGCGUGUGAAAUUAGUGGUUACUCUUGGUUUUCUUGUAUUUUAAAUGUUUGAUGUUUUUCUUGCAUUAGUCAUGUUGUCAUAAGUAAAUGUAAAACUGGUUCUGAUUUUUCCUUUAAAAGCACAAAAUGGAACUGAGUUGAUUAACUUUUACUUGAUUGCAUCAUUUUUGAGUGUAUUGAAUUAUAUAUCUUCGUUUUCAAUCUCUUCACAGUGUUCAUAUCUGUGAACUUAAAGUUCACAGAUAUUAACAUUUAGUCUUUUCAAUGUCAGGUCAUUGGAGAUAAAGAAGUAUAUAAAUAAAAGGAUUGUCAUAAAUGAAUUGGAAUUUGAAGUGAGGAUUAUUUUGUUGUCACUUAACAUAUGACCACAAGAGGGAGACAUGCAACAGUUUAUAGGAAAAGUUCCACAGAAUAGUUUCUGAAUGAAUGAAAUCUAAAAACGUUAGAAAUUCAACACAUUAUACAUGUGGCCUUGAAGUGCCUGUGACAUAUCUUUUCAUGAGUAAUAAAAAUGUAUGUGUGAAUUCAAUAACAUAUUUUAAAAUGUAAG
Molecule: messenger RNA, 3059 nt
Organism: Gambusia affinis (western mosquitofish)
Lineage: Eukaryota; Metazoa; Chordata; Actinopteri; Cyprinodontiformes; Poeciliidae
Gene: kdf1b
Product: keratinocyte differentiation factor 1b
Exons: 4
Coding region: 225-1301 (358 amino acids)
Biological process (GO): regulation of epidermal cell division; keratinocyte development
Cellular component (GO): cell junction
Source: RefSeq, a predicted model, not a curated record